AUUAGAACUUAUAUAAACGAGGGAUAAAAGUGGCGGCUCAUCUUCGCUCCUUCCUUCGUUCCUAUUUUCGCAUUCUCAAGCCCUCAUCGCAUCUUUCUCUCCGGGAAUCUCCGUACGGUACGUUUCGAUCAAUGGCUGCGAAUCGCUGGCUGAGGCCCGAGGUUUAUCCACUGUUCGCUGCCACAGGGGUCGCCGUAGGGAUCUGCGGGUUGAGUCUUUUCCGCCAUAUCACCAUCAACCCUGAAGUCAGAGUGACCAAGGAGAACAGAGCUGCUGGAGUAUUGGACAAUCACGCCGAGGGAGAAAAGUACAAAGAGCAUUUCCUGAGGAAAUUCGUCCGCAACAAGGCGCCGGAAAUUAUGCCAGGCAUCAACGCUUUCUUCACGGACCCGAGCAAGAACUGAACUGAUUCGAGUACCGGUUAAGCGCUGAAAAUGCCAGAGAUUGAGACUACAAUUGCUGUUAGUCAUUUGAAAUAAUCUGAGUGUAUGACAAUGUGCACUUAAAUUUGGUUUUCUUUGUGAUGAUUAACUGUCUUUCGAGCAUCGGAUAAGCUGGAUGUUGCCUUCUGUAUACCAAUUGGUUGGAUGAUUUAUAUUGUUUUAGCAUUGGCAAAUUUUUAUA
Pyrus x bretschneideri (Chinese white pear) is the source of this 624-nucleotide messenger RNA. RefSeq lists its product as uncharacterized. The transcript is spliced from 3 exons. Bases 132 to 404 code for a protein of 90 amino acids. NCBI's taxonomy places the organism in Eukaryota, Viridiplantae, Streptophyta, Magnoliopsida, Rosales, Rosaceae. The record is from RefSeq and is a predicted model, not a curated record.